AUGCGCAGAGCAUUGGAAGGCCUGGCAUGCUUUCUUAUCGCUCUUGCCAUGCUCUUGGGGACUACUGUGUACAGGGUGCGUCAAAAGUCUCAGGCUGUGCUGCUUCAGUCCAGCCAGAAGAGCUCAUGGGCGGUGGACCCGAAGCAUAAGGCGAGAACUAGACUGGCCUUGAAGAAGCUGGAGAGGAACCUCGAGGGAGAGUUGUCGAGUGUGAAAACGAUCUUGAGCCGGUUAGACUCAAGCCGAGGACAAACGUCCAACACCAUGUCGCUCAGCGAGAAGAAAGCUUCAAAGCACGCCCCUCAGGAAACGAGCAAGGGCAAGACCGAAGAGCAGGACAUCAUGGUCCCGGAUGCUGCAUGGAGGAAACGGACGAUGCAACAGGGAGCUCUGCGUGGAGACACUGUCAAGAAGCAGCUCAAGAGAGUGCUGGAGAAAGAUUUGCUAGACAAGAUCGAGAAGAACACCUCCUGGAAAAGCAUGCAAGAGAUCGAAAACGCGAUCAAGUUUGCAGACUAUCUCAAGGCGCACCCGUUGUCUUCCCCUCCCCGUGUGAAACGAAGCACGCUCGACACAGCCACAGCAGCAGAGCCAACGGGAGGAGAGGGAGGGAGUUCGGGUUCUGACUCGGUGAUCAAAGUGCACUUCAAGCGGGAGGAGCACUCGAUCUCAGAGGCAGACUACAAGCAGCUGGAAGAAGAUCUUAUCCGGCUGUACAUCGACCUCAAUAAGGACAAGAGUGCGGGGGCAGCGAACGAGGGAGUGCAGGUAGGCUCAGCAGCGAAAGCAGGGGGUGCGGGUAUCAAGCAGCUUUCACAGCAGUUUGUUGGAGGAGCCCAGGGAACUCAGUAUGUCGUGCAGCCAGGGGAUCGUGCGAUCGCCUUGUCGGACGAGUACGGCAGGAAAUGGGCUGCAGAUGAAAUUCUGCGGGAGCAUGGGAACUUUGUUCACCUGCCGAGGAAAGACGAGCUACCUCUAGCAGUUAAGCCAUACUGGUACAGCAGUUUGCGAAAGUAG
Molecule: messenger RNA, 1017 nt
Organism: Guillardia theta CCMP2712
Lineage: Eukaryota; Cryptophyceae; Pyrenomonadales; Geminigeraceae
Exons: 3
Coding region: 1-1017 (338 amino acids)
Source: RefSeq, a predicted model, not a curated record